Messenger RNA from Hansenula anomala, 1080 nucleotides. RefSeq names its product GPI-anchor transamidase GPI18 (gene GPI18). Gene Ontology annotation, cellular component: mannosyltransferase complex; endoplasmic reticulum membrane. Gene Ontology annotation, molecular function: alpha-1,6-mannosyltransferase activity; GPI mannosyltransferase activity. The record is from RefSeq and is a predicted model, not a curated record. Lineage: Eukaryota; Fungi; Ascomycota; Saccharomycetes; Phaffomycetales; Wickerhamomycetaceae. Gene Ontology annotation, biological process: GPI anchor biosynthetic process. The transcript has a single exon. The coding region runs from base 1 to 1080 and encodes 359 amino acids.
AUGAAGUUGUCCCAUUUUUUGAAACUAUUCUUAUGGUUUCUUGCUAUUAGAUCAUUCCAAUUAUCCAUUGUUUACAUAACACCAGCACAGUUCGAUAUAAGUUCUACAACUUAUGAAAUCACCAAUUCAUCAACACUGAACUCAAUUUUCAAUAAAUUUAUACAUUGGGAUAAUGUAUAUUUCCAUAGAUCUUUCAACGAGGGUCCUUCUUUUGAGCAUGAAUGGGUUUUCGGUCCUUUAUGGUGGAGAAUCAUAAACAAGAUUCCGUAUAAUGGUGAUAAAUUUUUAAUUGGAAUCAUUUUUGCAAAUGUUUUGAAUUUUGCAACAAUGAUGAUGGUUUAUGAAUUAACUUUUUUAAAAUUUAGAGAUCCAUUAAAGAGUUAUCUAAGUUCAAUUUUUUUCAUAAUUUCACCAAUGGGUAUAUUUAGUAUGACUCCAUAUUCUGAAAAUUUAUCAAAUUUUUUAAUAAUAUUUGGGUUAUAUUUAUAUUAUCAAAGAUCAACAAUAUGUUAUUUAUCAUCAUCCAUAUUAUUCAGCUUUUCAGUAAUGACAAGAUCCAAUACAAUAAUCAUUGGGUUUUUAUACCUUUAUGAUUUUAUCACCAAUCAAUCAAUAAUAUCAUUAAAUUCAGGAUUAAUAUUAGCAUCAUCAUUAUUCAUACUUAAUUAUAUUCCAUAUUUGAAUUUCUGUCCCGAAAGAGGUGAAUGGUGUGAUUAUACAAUCCCAUCACUUUAUUCAUUUGCUCAAUCAUAUUAUUGGAAUGUUGGGUUUUUGAAAUAUUGGAGUGUUAAUAAUAUUUUCAAUUUUGUUAUCGCAUCACCAAUGUUGAUCUUGUUAUAUAAAUCAAUUUCAUCAACAAGGGAUUUGAAAUUGAAAGUUAUAACAUUGUUGCAUUUGAUUUUAUGUGUUUUUUUCAUACAUGUUCAAAUCGUUUUAAGAAUUUCAGGUUUCAUACCUAUAACUUAUUGGUAUUUAUCAGAUUUGAUUAUGAAAGGCCAAGGUUCACGAUGGAUAUUAUAUCUAGUCAUUUGGAUACCAUUACAAGCUACAUUAUUCAGUUCUUUUUUACCACCUGCAUAA